Molecule: messenger RNA, 570 nt
Organism: Spirometra erinaceieuropaei
Lineage: Eukaryota; Metazoa; Platyhelminthes; Cestoda; Diphyllobothriidea; Diphyllobothriidae
Source: the annotation of a GenBank genome assembly
AUGCAGUUGGCCCCUUCUCCGGGGCGGUCGCACUUGGAUGAUUUCUUCCCAGUUGGUUGGGUUGAUUUGCAAGCGCCUCACGGAAGUUUUCAGGGCACUCUUGUAGCGCCGGACUUAGCCUCCUUGUCAGCGGGAUUCCUUGGUGACAUCUCCAUAGAAGAACUAUUUGGGUUGCCGCUCGUCGUCCAUCCGCACGAGGUGGCCGCUCCAGCGCAGUUGCAGUUGCUUCAGCAGGACGGAGCUGCUGAGGAUUCCCGUCAGCUCCAGUACGUUUGUGUCCGUGAUCCGCUCUUGCCAUCUCAACUUCAGUAUCCGUCGAACACAACUGAGGUGGAUGCGAUUGAGGCUUCGCGCCUGCUUCUUGUACACCGUCCAGGUCUCCGCUCCAUACAUCGGCCCUUGCAGGAUGACCGUCUUGUACACCUUCAGUUUGGUGUUGAGAUGGAGACCAUGUCGAUCCCAGACGGUGCUUUGCAAGUGACCGAAGGUUUGGCUGGCUUUGGGAGUUCGGAGGGUCACUCCAGCGUCGAUUUGGGUGUUACGAAGAGAGUGCUGCCCAGGUAUGUUUAA